AUGGUCGACGUGGAGAAGUACUUCCCUCGUGCAGUGGCGCACCUCAAAGCCGUUCCAGCAUCCAGAGAGGCCGCCGAGGAGAGUCGUGCUCGCCACUGGCACGACACAACGCAUGAGGUGAAUGCCGACGGCAUCGUGACACCGAGGAAGCGUGCGGAGAGGGAGCGGCGGGAGAGUGGACUCGGGUCGUUUUUCGACGAGGGUGGCCUUGACGUGCGUGGCGGCAUGGCGGACAAGCUGAAGAGCGGCGCAUACGGCAGCGCCCACGACGCUGUGGAGCGCGACUCCCCAGACAUCCUCAAGCUCACCGGUGGCAAUGCGCGCCGCCACGGUGGACUUCACCUGGCAACGGAGAGCAACGCGGCACCGGCCGACCAAACGAUUGAGGGCGACCGCGGCGAUGCUGGGGCCUAUCGCGAGUUUGGGGACACCCCUGUGCAGCUGACCGACAUGCUGCGAGAGCGGCUGAUGGAGCUCAAGGCGGGAAAGCUGCGAGAGGAGCGCAGCGAGACGUUUCUGCCGCAGCGGCUUCGCCACCGCCCCGCCGGGGAGCUUCUCAUGCUGGCUCAGCAAGGCGAAGCCGCGGGGGUGGGGGGUGGCGGCCGAGCUGCAAUUUCGCCACCAGCGCCGGCCGCCUUGCAGCGCAAAGUCACACAGCUGCGCAGCGGCCCUGCGGCCACCACCUUGGCUGAUAUGGUGCCGAAGGAAGAAGAGGAGGAAGAGACGGCAGCGCUGCUGGGCGAUGCAGCGCGGGACGGUGCACGACGUGGGGCCUUCGACAGGGCCAUUCUGCAAGACGGCGUGUCACCUGCCCGGGCUGUGAAUGCAAUGCAGGCCCUGAGGGGCACCGACGACUCCGUGCCGGGCGCCUCCCCGCACGAUCCACUGCGUCGCUUGGCUGCCAUCGCCGCCAACACCGGACGUCGCGCCUCAGUUCUCGGGGCGGGGGACGACGCGAGCGUCUCGGCCGAAGGAGUAGAGCGGGCUGGCUUUGUACACCUCCUGCGCACCUUGCCUCGAGCCGGCUUCUGCAGUCGACGCGAGGCGGCCGCCAUCAUUGCGAGUGGGCAGGUACGUGUUAACAACGUGACGGAGCGGAACCCAUUUCGUCUGGUGCAGGCACAGGAUGACGUGCACGUUGCCGGGCACCGGUCCCGCCUACGCUUUGCGCCGCCGCGGCUGUGGAUGUACCAUAAGCCAGCCCACGUAAUUGUCUCCCGCAACGAUGCGGCGGGGCGCACUCUCAUCACCAAGCAUGCGCGCAUUCUUGGCAUGGACCACCUGGUCCCGGUCGGCUCGCUGCCCAUGCGCGCUCACGGCAUCCUCCUCCUCACGAACGACGGUGAGCUUUCGCGCUUCUUGGAGAACCCCAAGUCCAUGGUGCAGAGGACCUACCUGCUGCGCGUGCGGCCGGCCUUUGACCCUGUUCUUGUGCACAAGCUCAACACAGAGGGUAUUCAGAUCAACGGGCGCCUCUAUCGCAACGCAGAGUUCUUCGUCAACCCUGCCACCAAGUCGCGCUACUCCGUCAAGGUCAAGGUGCGUGGUGAAUCGAUGCCCAUCGCGCAGUUGAUGCAGCAUCUCGGCCGCAAGGUCGAGCGUGGCGGACGCAUCUCGUUCGGGCCUUUUGCCCUCUCCAACCUCGCCGUCGGCUCCGUUCGCGAGGUGACCAUCCCACCGUUCUACUCGCAGCACCUCGGCGCCGUCUGGCAGCCGUUCGUUGAGCGCGAUUGGCCCUACUUUCGCCGCCAGCGAGUUUCGCGGCUUCGCAGACUGUGCCAGCACCGAGAGCUCACACCAAAGGAACUGGAGGAGCUCGACAACUACACCUACGAAGAGGUCAAAGACGCGCUGAACUUUGAGUCGAGCGAAUUGCAGGCACUGGUGGAGAAGCGGGCACAGCAGCUGCGACGUGCGAGCCACCUGGGUGAUGAUAUGUUUCCGCUUCCAGACGACUUCCCCAAAGAGUCGUGCCGCAGGAGUGUCGGGGAUGUGGCCGUCGAUGACGCGACCGCACCUUUUGCAGACGCGGAUGAGGAAGAGGACGAGGACGCCAUUGUGGAGGACAUCACUUCCCUGCACUGA
Messenger RNA from Leishmania mexicana MHOM/GT/2001/U1103, 2085 nucleotides. RefSeq names its product putative tRNA pseudouridine synthase A. The record is from RefSeq and is a predicted model, not a curated record. Gene Ontology annotation, molecular function: pseudouridine synthase activity; RNA binding. The coding region runs from base 1 to 2085 and encodes 694 amino acids. The transcript has a single exon. Gene Ontology annotation, biological process: pseudouridine synthesis. NCBI's taxonomy places the organism in Eukaryota, Euglenozoa, Kinetoplastea, Trypanosomatida, Trypanosomatidae.